AGCCAUCAGCAGGGAACGCUUUGGUAAAUAAAAGGUUUUUAAAAUAUUAAUAAAUGGCUGGAGAAGUUAUUGUAGAUGCGUUGCCGUACAUUGAUCACGGCUAUGACGACGUGGGAGUCAGGGAGUCGGCCCUUGCCAUGGUGGAGGAAGAAUGUAGACGCUAUCGGCCUACAAAGAACUACCUGGAUCACCUGCCGCUGCCAGCUAGCUCUCCAUUCGAGACUCCACUGAUGAUCAAUGAAUUCGAGCGCAUCCAGAACCGCCUACCCAUGGAAACUCUUUCCAUGAAACGAUAUGAAUUGCCCCCGCCUCCGUCCGGUAAACUCUCAGAGGUUUCCGCCUGGCAAGAGUCCAUUGAGAACUCAAUGGCCCAGCUAGAGCACCAGUGGGUACGAUCUUUGAAUCUGGAGCUCAUGCUGGACUACGGAACAGAGGCAUGGAAAUCGUACUUGGAGGUGUUCACAGCCAUGCAGGCGAAGGCUCAACUGCACCUUCAGCAACUAAAGAAGGACAUUCAGGAUGUUAACUGGCAAAGAAAACAAGCGCAAACUCAGGCCGGCGAAAGGCUGCGCUCCCUGGAGGCUCAUUGGGUGUUAUUAGUGUCCAAGAACUACGAGAUCGAAACGGAGUGCGUAGAGUUAGAGAAGCUUGUCCAUGCUGCACGUGAGCAGCUCAAAAGACUAGCACCACCACCUACAGAAAAUGACACAGCCCCCACGCCAGAGCACACUAAUGGGAUUGAUCAAGAUACGGUCGAGACCAACGGCAGUGAUAGUAAUAUUAAUGAAGGCGAAGAAAACGCGGAGACUAAGGAUUCCGAAGAAGAAACAGAAAAACCAGAGGUCCAAGAGGAGUCCUCUAAUGAGUCACAAUAGUUUAAAAUUAUACUAAGAUACUGCCCUAUGGAAUUCUGAUAAAAAACUAAUAAUAUCUGACUAAGCAUAAUA
This is a messenger RNA of Drosophila bipectinata, 947 nucleotides long. RefSeq names its product BCAS2 pre-mRNA processing factor (gene BCAS2). Gene Ontology annotation, biological process: mRNA processing. The record is from RefSeq and is a predicted model, not a curated record. Lineage: Eukaryota; Metazoa; Arthropoda; Insecta; Diptera; Drosophilidae. Gene Ontology annotation, cellular component: catalytic step 2 spliceosome; precatalytic spliceosome; Prp19 complex.